UUGUGGUUAGGUGGUUCAAGUCGUUGACUUUUUCGUUCUGUUCACCGGUUUUGUUUCCGUGUAAAGAAUUUUUCUAAAAAUUCAACUAAAAGUUCUUUUCCGAAACGUUAUUUUUUUAUAAAAACUAAUGGCUGGAAACUUUUGGCAAAGUUCUCAUCAUCAGCAGUGGCUUUUAGAUAAGCAAGAUUUAGUAAGGGAACGCCAGCAUGAUCUAUCCAUACUACAGGAGGAUGAAUAUCAGAAAAUAUUUAUAUUUUUUGCAAGCGUAAUACAAACUCUAGGCGAACAGUUAAAAUUACGACAACAAGUGAUAGCAACUGCAACGGUAUAUUUUAAAAGAUUUUAUGCAAAAAAUUCAUUGAAAUGCAUUGAUCCGUUACUAUUAGCCCCCACAUGUAUUUUCUUAGCUUCUAAGGUAGAAGAAUUUGGAGUAAUUUCAAAUUCUAGGUUGAUAACCACAUGCCAGACAGUCAUUAAAAAUAAAUUUAGUUAUGCAUACACUCAAGAAUUCCCAUAUCGGACAAACCACAUUUUAGAAUGUGAAUUUUACUUACUGGAGAAUUUGGAUUGCUGUUUAAUUGUGUAUCAACCUUACAGGCCACUAUUGCAGCUAGUUCAAGAUAUAGGUCAAGAAGAUCAGCUUUUGACAUUAGCAUGGAGAAUAGUGAAUGAUUCAUUAAGAACUGAUGUAUCAUUAUUGUAUCCUCCAUAUCAAAUUGCAAUAGGUUGUCUUCAAAUAGCAUGUGUAAUUCUGCAAAAGGACCAUAAAGCAUGGUUUGCAGAACUGAAUGUGGAUAUUGAACGAAUCCAAGAAAUAGCUAGAUACAUAAUAAAUUUAUUUGAACUGUGGAAAACUUAUGACGAAAAGAAAGAAAUUCAGGGGUUGUUGAAUAAGAUGCCUAAGCCUAAACCAGCUCCUCAAAGAUAAAUAGAUAAGUUUUUCCAAAUAACAUUACGCUUAUCUCUGUAUCAUUCAACAUAUUUAUUGUUUAUGAAACCACAUGAUUUGUGAAAAAAAAAAAUUCAAAAUAAAGUUCCUAGAUUUAUGAAUUUGGAUGUUUACUUAAUAUCAAUGAUUACUUGGUUGUGGUAGGAGAUUGUGUCGUCUCAUAUUAUUAAUAACUCCGUCUAAUGA
This is a messenger RNA of Zophobas morio, 1135 nucleotides long. Its product is annotated as cyclin-C. The transcript has 4 exons. NCBI's taxonomy places the organism in Eukaryota, Metazoa, Arthropoda, Insecta, Coleoptera, Tenebrionidae. Gene Ontology annotation, biological process: positive regulation of transcription by RNA polymerase II. The record is from RefSeq and is a predicted model, not a curated record. Gene Ontology annotation, molecular function: cyclin-dependent protein serine/threonine kinase regulator activity. The coding region runs from base 128 to 928 and encodes 266 amino acids. Gene Ontology annotation, cellular component: mediator complex; nucleus.